Molecule: messenger RNA, 4057 nt
Organism: Labeo rohita (rohu)
Lineage: Eukaryota; Metazoa; Chordata; Actinopteri; Cypriniformes; Cyprinidae
Gene: ushbp1
Product: Usher syndrome 1C binding protein 1
Exons: 14
Coding region: 198-2150 (650 amino acids)
Source: RefSeq, a predicted model, not a curated record
UUAGCAGUAAUGUGGAGAAGAGCAGUGUUUGAUCUGGAUGUGCUCAAGCUCCCAGCACUGCCUUCACAUGCCCAGUCAACAGAGGAGGAGACACACAAACCUUCUGACAGCACACUGGAGCACACUGAAACGCUCUUACAAAGCACUGCCAUUCAUCUGCUGAAGAGGACACUACCUGAACCAGGAUCAGACAAACAAUGGAGCAGAGAUCGGACAGUCUGGUGUCAGCAGACUCUGAACUGGCUCAGUGUGAGACGGAGGUCAACACUUUACUGAAGAUCAUUUCUGACCUCAACAGAAAGAUGGACUCCCUACAAAUACCACGAGAGAUGAAAACGCCUGAGAGUCCAGUCCGGGUCAGUGGGUGCGUCCCGCAGCAGGGCCUGAGCCUCACGGUGGUGGACGCUGGCACAGCAUCAGUGGAGUCCAAGACCAAGAACGCCUGCAGGGACUCAGAAGGGGGCAGCAGUGAGCUUUGGAUGGAGCUGCAGAAGGUUCUCUCUGCUCUUGAGGCCUCUAGUGGUCAGGGGAGGAACAUGCUCAGGCUGCAGACUCAGAAUGCUGAGACAAUCCGGGCAGAGCAUCUCUCUGCAGCCCGGGAGAGCUGGGUUCAGGCCACACAGGUGCUGGAAGAGAUGGAGAGGGAUUUGGGGAUCUCAUACCCCUCUGCUCUGCCCCCUGACGAGAGACGUCAAUAUCAGCGGGAUGUUCUUUCACUGUAUAAACACAACCAAGACCUCAACGCCUCCUUGAAGAGCCGACAGGAAGAGCUUGUGGGUGCUGAAAGAAUGCUGAUGGAUCUUGAGGAUGAGAAAAAGUGGCUACAGGAAAAGGUAGUGGACCUGAAGAGGAAAUGGCUGUAUGGAGUGAGUCGUUCUCCUCCUGUUAGUCCAUCAUUGUCCUCCAGUCGAACGUCGAGCCCUUGCUUUUCCACUCCUCCAUAUCCUGGAUCCCCUCUGCUGUCCCGCAAACUACCCGGCUCCAGGCCAGACUCCCCUUCGUCUUCCUGUACCGUUGACUCUGUGCUUCAGGCUGAGAUCGAAAAGCUGCAGAGGACUCUGGACAGACUGAAAGCUCGAAAUGAGCGUCUGAAUGCCGCACUGGUCAGAAGGAAAGGAGAAUCGGAGCAGCUGAGCAUGAGUCUUAGCCGACAGGAGGCAGACAGCUCGGCUCUACACAUGGCUCUGGCAUACUGUGAGGAGUGCGAGGAGGCUUACAGUGACCUGCUGUCCCUGUGCGAGUCCAGAAAACAACAGAACACAGGAACAAUUAGCACACCUCAGUCUGACCUCUCAAAUUCAACAGAUGAGAACUCGGACAAAGGCGACUCAUUCUCCAGUUCACCAGAGGGCACUGCUGAGACCAAACCAAACAGCUUGUCGGAGCAGGAGUUUAAGGACAAGGCUGGUGUACUUGUGCAAAGGAUCUCCAGGCUGAAGCAGGACAGGGCCACUGUUUGUAUCCCGCAGCGGGGCGAAGCAGGAGAGGGCAUGAUCAGUCCCGACACUGGCACGCUCGCAGGGGUCAGAGGUCGCACCAGUUCACUUUCCAGAAACACCAAAGAGGAGAAAGCGGCUCUACUGUAUGAGCUGGUGACAGUCAGGGAGGAGAUGUCAGAGAUGCGUGGGAAUCUCCGGCUAUUGGAGAAGGAGAGGCGGUGUUUGGACCUGGCGCUGAUGGUCCAGAGUGCCCAGGAUUCUGCUGGUGCUCUGAUCCUGGACAGUCUGCGAGAUGAGCUGGCCGAGAGGAGAGCCACUCAACAGAGAAUUGCUGAAAAUAUGGCAAAACUAGAAGGCGGAGGGGGAAUUCCUGGUCCUCGGAAUCACUCUAUCCUAAGAGAACUACAAGCAGCAAUGCAAAGGGAACAGUCACUGAGGAAGAGAGUGGCGGCUUUACGUGAGUCACUGGACUCUGCACUCACAGACAGCACCACUCAGAGAAGGAUCAACAGAGAGGAGCUUGCACGUCUCUCCCGCUAUUACAAUAAAGUGUCAAGCACCUACAGAAGUUCUCGAAAGAAGCACAAGGAGCAGCUGUGGCGACUGGAGAAGCAAAUCGCAGUCAUGAGCGAACGUCAUGCUAAAGAAGAGGCCGAGCUAAGUGCUACACUGGAAGCUAUGGAGUGGAGGAGAGAGGAGACCAUACUCUAAAAGGCUCAACAGCACAGUCCUUAGGGACAUUUCAUUGACAGAUGUUUCUGAAAGCUAAUGCUAGGUUGAUUUUGAGUGAGGGAUUGGGUGAGUACUGGUUUAGAAACACUUACAGUUUAUUGACCUACAACAAUGAAAUUGCUGUGAAGGAUGCAUUUAUUUGGCAAUAAGGUAAUUGGUAUGGAUCCAACAUCUCAAAAGUUUUGUUACUGACCCGAUUUUACAUUUAUUUUGUACAAACAUUUUUUGACAGAUUGCUGUGAAGAUAGACAAGUAGGUAUUGGGACAGGUCAGCUUUUUCUAGGCAACAAAUAUAGCUCUAUAUCUUAUUGUGAGUAUACAGUAUUUUGAAAAUAUUUGCUUUUAAGUAUUAUUCAUUUUUUUAGGUGUACAGCUAUGUGUAUAUGUCAGUUGCAAGCACAUUUUGUUUAUACAAGCUGUUUUUUUACAUAAUGAAUAAAACAGAUCUUAUUACAGUUUUGAUGUUGUUUAAAAACUAUUCUAAAACUGUUUCAAAAACCUUAUCCAUUAAAUGACAAAUUACUGGAAAAGCCAUAUAAAUUAACUGAUUAAAAGAGUGGCAACCCAAAAGAAUAUGAAAACUACCAACACUUCUGGAAUCCUGAAAUGUGAUGAAAUUUAUUAGAAUUAUUUUAGCAUUUUUUACUUAAAAAAAUACUAAAAAUACUUUACUUAUUUCUUACAAAACCUAGGAUUGGAUCAAAAUAAUAUAUUAAAAUAAGUUUUGAAAACAAAACUAGGGCUAUGAAGCCUCGAAUAGUAUUUUUAUAGUAAAAAUUACAAAGAAAAAUACUAAAAAUACUAAUUUUCUACAAAAACUGAGAUUGCAUCAAAAUAAUGUUUUAAAAUAAGGUUUGAAAACAAAACUAGGACUAUGAAGCCUCGAAUAGUGUUUUUGUACUCAAAAUCACUAAAAAUACUUCAUUAAAUACUUCAUUAAUUUUCUGUAAAAACUGGGAUUACAUCAAAAUAAUAUAUAAAGAUAAGUUUUGAAAACAAAACUAAGGCUACGACACCUCAAAUAGUAUUUUUAUAGUAAAAAUUACAAAGAAAAAUACUAAAAAUACUUUACUAAUUUUGUAUAGAAAACUGGGAUUGCAUCUAAAUAAUAUAUAAAAAUAUAUUUUGAAAACAAAACUAGGGCUAUGAAACCUCAGAUAGUAUUUUUAUACUAAUAAUGACAAAAAAUUACUAAAAAUAGGAUUGGAUCAAAAUAAUAUAUUAAAAUAAGUUUUGAAAACAAAACUAGCGCUACAAAGCUUCAAAUGGUAUUUUUUAAAACUAAAAAUGACAACAAAAAAAACUAAAAAUACUUUAGUAAUUUUCUACAAAACUAGGACUGGAUCAAAAUAAUAUAUUAAAAUAAGUUUUGAAAACAAAACUAGGGCUACAAAGCUUCAAAUGGUAUUUUUUAAAACUAAAAAUGACAACAAAAAAAAUAAAAAUACUUUAGUAAUUUUCUACAAAACUAGGACUGGAUCAAAAUGAUAUAUUAAAAUAAGUUUUGAAAACAAAACUAAGGCUACGAAACCUCAAAUAGUAUUUUUAUUGUAUAAAUUACAAAGAAAAAUACUAAUAAUACUUUACUAAUUUUCUACAAAAACUGGGAUUGCAUCAAAAUAAUAUAUAAAAAUAUGUUUUGAAAACAAAACUAGGGCUACAAAACCUCAAAUAGUAUUUUUGUACUAAAAAUUACUAAAGUAACUACUUCAGUAAUUUUCUAAAAAACUAGGAUUGGAUCAAAAUAAUAUAUUAAAAUAAGCUCUGAAAACAAAACUAGGGCUACAAAGCCUCAAAUAGUAUUUUAAUACUAAAAAUGACAACAAAAAAAAAAACUAAAAAUACUUUACUAAUUUUCUACAAAACUAGGACUGGAUCAAAAUACU